AUGGGCGUCACUCACACCGUUCUCUUCCAGUUCAAGGCAGAAUUAUCGGCCGACGAUGUCAAAGCUGCUUUCGCGCGAUUUCUUGCGCUGAAAGAUACUUGUAUUCAUGCGACCUCCGGAGAGAAAUACAUCAUUUCGUUGAAGGGUGGGAAGGACAACUCCCCCGAAAAUAUGCAGGGUGGGCUCACUCAUGGUGUUGUUGCCGAAUUCGCCUCAGCUGAGGAUAGAGACUAUUACAUUACGAAGGACCCGGUUCAUCAGGAAUUUAUGAAGUUUAUUGGAGGGCUUCUUGAGAAGGCUGUUGUUGUUGAUUUCGCUGAUGGGGUUUAUUAG
Trichoderma harzianum CBS 226.95 is the source of this 333-nucleotide messenger RNA. RefSeq lists its product as hypothetical. The transcript is spliced from 3 exons. Lineage: Eukaryota; Fungi; Ascomycota; Sordariomycetes; Hypocreales; Hypocreaceae. Bases 1 to 333 code for a protein of 110 amino acids. The record is from RefSeq and is a predicted model, not a curated record.